Molecule: messenger RNA, 3244 nt
Organism: Papaver somniferum (opium poppy)
Lineage: Eukaryota; Viridiplantae; Streptophyta; Magnoliopsida; Ranunculales; Papaveraceae
Product: BRCA1-associated RING domain protein 1-like
Exons: 11
Coding region: 98-1396 (432 amino acids)
Biological process (GO): negative regulation of fatty acid biosynthetic process; positive regulation of transcription by RNA polymerase II; double-strand break repair via homologous recombination
Cellular component (GO): plasma membrane; BRCA1-BARD1 complex; BRCA1-A complex
Molecular function (GO): ubiquitin-protein transferase activity; protein binding
Source: RefSeq, a predicted model, not a curated record
UCAUCAGAGAAUCAAAAAGGAAGAAAAUCUAGCAAGAGAUCGGUGGAAAGAAUUCCUCUGGGAAUCUCACUCCGGAAGAUUGAACUAGACAUUUUCAAUGCAAAAAAAUACUACCAGAAAUGUACAAAAGGAGCAUGCAGACGACGUCCCUUCAUCUUCGAAAUUUCAAUGGAAGAUUGAAAACAUUUCAAAAUUGAAUGAUGAAAAUCGUUUCUCACCUAUUUUCAAAAUAGGUCCUCAUAAAUGGCGAUUGCUGGCUUUUCGCAGGGGAUGUAAUACAAACGGUUACUUGUCAAUCUACGUGGUUGCUAUUGAAUGCAAGGAAUGGCAAUUUGUGAAAUUCAGUUUGUCCGUUGUUGAUCAAACAAAUAACAAAAACACAUUGAGAAAAGACACAGAAGACAUGUUCCGGUUCACCAAAGAUGAGAGCGACUGGGGUUUUGAUGAGUUCAUACAGUUAAAAGAACUCAAAGACCCUAGCAAUGGGUAUAUCGUGAAUGAUGCUUGUAUUACUGAAGUUGAAUUCUGUUUAGACUCAAUACAAGAUUUUAAAGAGGAGUUGGUGCCUAUGGAACAUAUGGAAUUUGUCGAGGAGCGGGAUUUAGUUACAAUGUCAACACAACAAUGUGAUUCACAUAGGAAGCUAGAUAAGAAAAUCAAUAAACAACUAGCGGAUAAGGUAUCAGUGGCAAAGUUUCAAGAGAAAUCGUUUUGUAUCGAGACCACUGCUAGUACCAGUACCUUACUAGCUAAUACUUCAGUAUGUCUGGAUUACGAUUCAGAUUUUAUUUGUGCAUUUUGCCAAACCUCUACAGUAUCAAAGGGCUCUGGAUCCAUGUUGCAUAUUGCCAAUGGAGAAGAGGUAAAAGAGGAUGAGGUAUCUGCUGGACCGAAUGUCAUACAUGUUCACCGAAAAUGCGUAGAGUUGACGCCUCGAGUAUAUUAUGUUGGUAAAACUGUUAUGAACUUGGAGCUGGAGCUGACAAGAGUUUCGAAGAUCAAAUGUUGUUGUUGUGGGUUAAAGGGUGCAGCUCUUGGCUGUUUUAUGCGUUCUUGCAAGAAUGCUUAUCACGUUCCUUGUGCAUUUGACACUUCAGGUUGCAGGUGGGAUGAUGAAGGUCGUCUAAUGUUAUGUCCCAGCCAUUCUGGUGCGAAGUUUUCACAUGAAAAAACCAAGAAGGGAAAGUUUCUAGUGAAGGACAAUUCUUCAGCCAUUCAAAGCAUGGAUGAAUUGAAUAUGGAUGAAAUGCUAGAUCGGUUGGAUGUAGUUUCAUCAAUGAAUUGUAGUGAACAUGUAUGUCAAGAUGUUACUAAAUCCCCUCGCAAAGUAAGCUUUAGAGGUAGUUUGAAUGAUAUCGAAGAGUAUUACAAUAUUGUAGUGAAAGAUAAUCCGUAAGCAAAACGAUAUUGUGAUAAUUGUGGAUUUUCUUCUGUUUUUGAGUAUGAUUUCGCCAAUGGGGAUAGAGCCUUAGUUGAAGCCAUAGCUGAGAGAUGGUGGUCAAAAACCAAGAGUUUUCACUUUCGGGAGUUUGAAAUUGGCCUCAUUCCUUUAGAUUGGUACAUGUUAACUGGAAUUCCCACUGGUGACCGUAGUAAACAACCAAUACUUAUUCCUCCGUUGGGUAGUCAUCUAACAUAUCCCGCUCUGGAUGAUUUAUAUUUUUCGGAUAUCAAAAUUUAUGGUUCAUGGGACUCUAAGAAAAAUUCAUUAUCCUUAGCAGUCUUGAGAGCGUACAUGGAUAGUAGAAAAGACUGGGAUAAUACUGGGUGUGCACAGACAUUGACACGAGCGUUCUUUAUGUGGUGUUUUGGUCAUUUUCUUCUAGCGCAUUCUACUGGAAAAGUAGAUAAACGUUGGGUCCUGUUAUUGACUGACUUAGAUAGAGUUGGGAAGUAUGAUUGGGGUCUAGCUUCGUUAGGUAAUACCUAUAAAUAUCUCGAAGGUUGGUCAACCAAGGGUACGAAUUUAGCUGGCAUGGCUAUGGUACUUGAGUAUUGGUACUAUUACUACUUCCGCAACAUGCAACCCUUGCUUCGUCAGACACCUGGAGGACAGUAUGAUAUUUUCCCAAAGAUUUGUCUCUUCAAGAAGAUUAGGAUUGCAUCAAGGAAGAGAGGACAUCAAGUAGGACAAAAGGACACUAUGAAACACUCAGUCAAAAGUGCAAGAAUACAGAUUGACACUAGAACAAGUGAAUCAUGUAUUUGGCAACCAUGGCCAGAUAGUGAGUAUUCUGUGGGAGACCAAUAUACUCACGCACUAAAUAUCUCCAAAAAGAGAGUUCUGUUUUUUGACUUUGAAAAACGCACAAGAAUUAGUUGUUACUUGGCAGAGAGAUUCCAGAGGCAGAUUAAAGAUGAGAUGUAGUCCCAACAAAUCCUCCAAAUUUGGAUCAAAUUGAUGACAGAGAUAUUGUAGAGGUCACCGACUAUUAUGCAGUCACUGAGGAUCAAUAUAACACUUGGUGGAAGAAGAAGAGUGUUGGAACUUAUGUCACUGAGUCAUACCAUGCACAGAACGUCGAUGAGAUAGCAUUGGGUAGCUCAGUUGUUCCUCGUCGUUUGUUUCCUAGUCAUCCUCCUCCUGACAUGAUGUCGCAGACAUACACCUAUAACACACAGAAUGAGCCUCCAUCACAAUUGCCGGAGAUAGAUUUCAGUUUACCAUUUUCCGAUGAAGCCGGCGUAGAACGUCACGUACCAGUUCCAAGGGUUCCUUGUCCGUAUAACUUUCAGGAGAUGAAUUUGACAGUGGAUGAUUGCAUUAGGUUUAUGAAAAAACAAUGUUCGUUCCAGCUUGGAGCUCGUCAAGUCGCAUGGGACGAGUCAUACAAAUUGGCUACAACUUCAUGUUCCUCAUCUGGCAGAUCUACAUCUUCUUCAGUACCAUCUAUCCAAUCCCAUCCUCCAAACAAUCCAAAUGAAGCUAAUACAUCACAAGACCUCACAUUAGGUGGUUCAUAUGAAUGGGCUACAUGUCAACAUUUUUACACUCCUAUGGUCGAAGAUGGAGCUACUACAUCACAAUACCAACAACAAGGAAAUGCAUAGUAUCAACAAGGAGGAAAUGAAUUUACCGAUGCGUUGUUGGGGGAAAGCGAGUCUAACAUUGUUUAUGAUACUCAGUUCAGCCAACAACCCCAUAAUUUCUUUUGACCUGAAUUAAACUCUAAGUACUAUUUAUUUAUGGAGUGUUAUACUUUUAAGUACUAUUUAUUUUUAUAGAGUGUUAUAAGUUUUUUUA